Acipenser ruthenus (sterlet) is the source of this 4009-nucleotide messenger RNA. Its product is annotated as syntaxin-binding protein 6. The record is from RefSeq and is a predicted model, not a curated record. Gene Ontology annotation, biological process: Golgi to plasma membrane transport; exocytosis. Bases 300 to 929 code for a protein of 209 amino acids. Gene Ontology annotation, molecular function: phosphatidylinositol-4,5-bisphosphate binding. Gene Ontology annotation, cellular component: exocyst; plasma membrane. Lineage: Eukaryota; Metazoa; Chordata; Actinopteri; Acipenseriformes; Acipenseridae. The transcript is spliced from 6 exons.
UGGCACGUGACUUUUGGUUCCAAACUAUGUGGACGGAGUUGCUGUAUUCUUCCAGUAGGGUAGUGACUGGCUGGAUGCUGCUGUGGGAUUGAGUAUUACAACUCGUACUGGCAAACAUACUUCUGGAUUAUUUUUUAUUUUAAACCGAGAUGAUACCAACACAUCUGACUAGAUAACAGAAUCAGCAGGAACUGAUGGAUGCGGUCUGAUUUAAACAAUCCGAAGCGAGUUAGUUACACGGGGGAAAAAGUCAACGUUAAAAGUGUUAAGUCUGCUGUUUGACGUGUGUCCAGCCGACAAUGAGUGCCAAAUCUGCCAUCAACAAGGAGGUUUUUGCACCACAUGAUGAGAAAAUGCUCGGAGCAGUCCAGGUCAAAAGGAGAAUGAAGAAAAAGAUCCCUUUCCUUGCCACGGGAGGGCAGGGAGACUACAUGACCUUUAUAUGCCUGUCAGUGACAAAUAAGAAGCCCGCUCAGGUCUCAAUUACCAAGGUCAAACAGUUUGAAGGCUCAUCAGCAUUUGUACGGAGAUCACAGUGGACGCUUGAUCAGCUACGGCAGGUGAACGGAAUUGACCCAAAUCAAGACUGUGCAGAAUUCGAUUUAGUAUUUGACAACGCUUUAGACCCAUGGGUAGCAGGCUCAGCCACAGAGAAAUGCACGUUCUUUCAGAUCCUCCACCACACUUGUCAGCGGUUCCUUGCAGACAGGAAGCCAGAGUUUAUUAACUGCCAGUCCAAGUUACUUGGAGGUAACAGCAUCUUGCAUUCAGCUGCAGAUAGCGUCACCAGUGCAGUACAAAAGGCUAGUCAGGCCUUAAAUGAGCGUGGGGAACGGUUAGGCCGCACAGAAGAGAAAACAGGCGAAAUGAUGAACAGUGCCCAGCAGUUUGCCGACACUGCACACAAGCUUGCCAUGAAGCACAAAUGAUGAGACAUUGCCAAAUAUCUGGGUGCCUGCCCAGGGUGAAACAAACAGGCCUUUGGGAACACAUUGUGUUUUUUUGUGUUUUUUUUUUUUUUUUUUUAUCCUUUUUUUUAUUUUGCAUUGAAGGACAUCCAGUGUUUCUUAAAUGUGAAGAUUUUGAACUGGAUGAAAAAUACAAAUGCACAGAGCACAGCUAUGUGGGGUUAACCCUUUCCCUCCAAUUGGUGGGUUUUGAUCUCACCAGAGAACUCGCUGUUACAGCAGCUUUCAAUAGCCAGCCAACCAAUCCUCAAUUACAACCAACAGAAAAAAACAAAGCAGUCCUCUUCUGAUGGAUCUUUGCUGUUUGGUGCCACUCAAAACACCUGCCAUUUCCAAAGGAGAAGUCGUUUCAGUUGUGUGAUAUGGAUUAAAAGGAAUCAUUGAUCAAAUCCCCAUGUUCUAUGGCUAAGGUGGUUCAUUGUAGAACUUUAGUAAACCAGACAGGCAGUGGCAUUGUUGGCAUUUGUUCUUACUGUACAUGGUAUUUGAAUUCUAUCUGCAUUUUCAUCUACCCUCUGCAAGGAGUGUAUGGGAACCAUAUUACAAUGAAGUCUGAUAUUGGCAAACCAUGUAUUUUACAGGUUUUUGUUUAAAAUUUGUGGUUGGUGGUUGCUAUGAAACAACUAUGAUAAUUUUCUUUUUUUUUAUCAUCAAUAGAUGAUCUGAAAAAGUCAUUUUUGACAUUUGUAUGUCUUCACAUAAAGAUUUAACGAAUAAAGCUUAUAGGCAUGUUCUUCGUGAAUAGAUGUGUUGCCAAUAAAAAGGAAUGUUCUUUUCUCAGUUACCUUCUGUUAAAAAAAUACUAAUGUCUUCAUAUUUUUAUUCUUUGGCUUGAAUUUCCAUUGUCACUUUUCAAGGUGCCUGUUUUCACAGAGUCCUGCACUAGUAUGGACUAGUAUUGCAAAGGCCAUUGUCGGAGAUGCUCCUUUUCCAUAAUAACUAUCAUGUACACCAAUAGUUGUGGUGCAGGGCAAGCAAACAGACAGACACUGUGCUUCUACAUUGCCACUGUGGUAUAGGAUGCUUCUCUCCAGAAGUGCAGUUUGUAAAGCAAUGAUAUUUAGCAGUCAGAGGUACCCAGUGCAAAGCACCAUGACCACAUUCAUGAGGUAUAGGGGCGCUGUAACUGUCUUUUAUUAUGGAAUUGGUAUGCAUAUUAUUUGCCUCAAGUAGGGCUUCUAUCCCUGAUAUUACUUUAAAAAAGGUGUUCCAAUAUCCUGUGUCCUACAUCUGGCAUUUCAACCUGACCAGAUGCAUUACUCUGUGGUUUACCUAGUAACACUAUACCCAUCCUAUAUAUGUGUCUUAACAGUCUUUAUAGGACUCCUUUCCCAAUUAGUCUGUUUUACUGUAGUUGUCUUUCUGCCUAACAGCAUGGGUAGCACCAAAACCUUGUGCAAUGAUACUUAAUCAGUGCCUUUUGCUCAUUAAAAAAACAGUCCCCAACAUACCAGAAAGUAUAUUUAUAGUCUACUGCAUUGGAAUUACAAAGGAAAGGGUAAACAACAAAAAUGUGGAUACAUAAAUAAAACCUAUGCGGAAGUAGGCCAUGUUUUCCCCUACCACAAAGAGAAAUAUCUUGUUAACAUACAUGUAUUAACAAUGUUUUAUAGAUAGCACAUGUUAAUAACUGAAUGAAAAUCUUUAUUUAUAUAUAUAUAUAUAUAUAUAUAUAUAUAUAUAUAUAUAUAUAUAUAUAUAUAUAUAUAUAUAUAUGCAGAAGAAAUAGUGUCGAAAGCACAUCUAUAGGACAGUCGGUCAUUUAAAGCAACAGACCUCCUGUUUUAAAGAAUUAUAAAACAUUUUGUUUUAGUUAUUUAGAGUUGUUAGAGUUUCACAUGUUCCCGUAGAUUUCUUUUUAACCCUGAAUUAUCAGAAACAAAAAUCACUGAAUUGAGCUGUUGUGCAGCUGAGAAUUAAUAUGUGACCUGAUAUUGAAACCUCUCUUUGUCUAUAUUUACUUACAUACAUACCAAGCGCAGGUCAUUUGGUACUGGUGCAGUAUAUCAAUUCCAUCCCAUUGGUAUACUGUUCCUUCUAAACACCAAAUGCAUUGCAAUCAAUAGUUACGGGUUUGGAUUUAGAUGUACUGUAUAUACAGUUGUAAGUAGCCAUGUUGAUGUAUAGGCAGUACAACAACAAAGCCACACAAGAGUAUAGCAGUGUAGUUAGUAUAAAAAUAAAUAAAUACAUUGUUCUUGGUAUGUAUUCUAAAUAUUCAAGGUAAUGAGACAUUGACAGCACCCAGCUACACACAUUUGGUGCCACAUUUGAAUUUCAGGGAAACUGGGAUCUGCCUUUUCCACUCUCAUUAUCUAGCUGAACCUGUGUUUUGUGCAAAAGACCACAUUUGUUGUUAUUAAAUCUGUCACUAAUCUGUUAUUAGGUGGUUGUUUUUUAAUUCUGUGUCAAUUUUUCUGUAAAGUUUAUUAAAUGUUUCUGUAUUAUCAACAUUAGUGACAUUAAUAUCAUAAGCAAUAUUCAGUGGUGUUUUAAUGUAACUAAAAGCAUAUUUUUUAUGGUUUUAAUGUAAAUACCUGUAGUUACUAUUAACUACAUAUGUAAUGAAAGUGCAUACAUUGUAUGUUAUUCCAUAUGUAGUAACAAUGUAAUAGCUACAUGUAAUGAAAGUAUAACCAGUGCCAUUAAGUAAACAUUACCUUUUUAUAAAAUAGGAGGAGCUUGCAAUGACUUGGAUACAAUGGGGAAAUGUGUGUUCUUGUAACAUCUGACAGGAAAUCAAUAAUAAAGCAGGCUAAUGUUCCAUAUGAAAGUAUGUUCAAUCAGUUUCUUUAUCACUUUGUCCUUUUUACUGUAUUAUAAUUCUGAAUAAUAAAAUAAAUUGCAAAAUUCAAAGAAAUCUGUUUAGACUGGGGAGGGGGGGUGUCUAUCAUUCCAAACUUGUGUGUGUGUUAUUAACUCCUGAAGAAAGGGAUCUGUGCUGUACAAUUAAUCUGUGCUGUUCUGUGAGACCAGCGGGACCAAGUCCCUUAAAUUAUUGUUGCAAAUCUCAGUUUGUCAUUAAAAACAUUAUAAUUGUG